AAUUCCUAUUUUACCCCUUACACAAAAUGAAAUAAGGAAAUGAAAAUUAAAUAUCUUUCUACACCCAUUCAACCAAGAUAGCACCCACAUGCAGCUCCACCACACAACCACCACUCCAGACCUUCUCUCUUCUUCUGCAUAUCAAAAAAAAAAAAAAAAAAAUAGUCGGGAGCGAGACAAACCCAACAAAGACAAGGAGGAGCCCGCCGGAAGGAGAGAGAACAGUCGGGAAAUAGGUUUGAUGAGUCUUUGUUUUUCCAGUUUAUUUAUGCUUAUUGUUUAUGAUGGUAAACUAGAGAGUUUAGGUAACAAAAUAUUAAAGUUGGGUUUAAAAAUAAAAAAACUGGAUCCAGAUAAAAUUUCUCUUUUGUAAAUGGAAUUCACAAUGUCUUCAUAUUUUACAUGUGGAAACUAUAGAAAAACAAAGGUAUAUUAGAAUACCUUAUUUGGUUAAAGGAAUGAAAAGAUCUUCUCCGUUUAUCGUUCAUCGUGCGGUCAUAAAUUAUUUUAAAUACCAACCUCUCAUCCAUUCAUCAUCAUCACCAACGCAAGUACCAGCCUUCGAAGCCAGAAUCUUGAGGAAUUAUGCUUCCGCAAUUAACCACUAGGCUAAGAAGAAGGGCGGUGCAAAUGCAUGCCCAAAAAUGAACUUAGUCCUCACAAAUUGAGUUUGGGCCCAGCCAAUUUUUGCUCUAUUUGUAUAUCAUUUUUAAUUUGACAUUUGUAGCUACAUUUGGUGAAUAAGUUUCCCUAUGCAUAUCUAUAUGUGAUAAAAAAAAAAAAAAAAAACAAAAACAAAAACAAAAAUCUCAUACGCUUUUGUUCUGCUUUUUAAAUUAUUUGAAAUACAAAGAUUAUAAAUUUUAACUACUAUUUAUUUGUUGAGUGCAGCAUCACUAUGAGCUCUCCAACCUCGAUUCCAACCAAAUGAAGUGCAUCCAUGACCUUUGCUCUAGUAGGUUCACUCAAUGGAAGAGUGACCUCCACAAGCAUUAUGAGCCAUAUGACGGUCCCGAGGUCGCUCUAGAAGUUGGGUGCCUUAUAGAGUUGCUGGACCGUCGGGAUGAAAAGGAGUGGCUCUGCGGCCAUUUUCAAGACGAGAAAUAUUUGAAAAAAGUGAAGGCAAACUCAAUCAAUCGGUUGAAAAAGAAACUUCUUCACCGAUCCGGGUCACGACGCUUCUCUUAUAGGAGGUCAAAGUUUCCUGAAAUUGACAUUUUCAAGGAGGUGUACGUUCGGCCCAGGGAUGAGCUGACGGAAAACCUUCAUUCCACCAUGGUGGAGAAAGGCCAGAUAGUUCUGGAGGAGGUGGCUUCCUAGCUUCCCCUAGAGACCCCAAUGGAGGAGGUGUUUUCCCCUGAGGAUGCUCGAUUUCAGAUCAUGACCGACACACUUGAUCAGACCCUCGGUCAUCGGCAUGAGAAUGUUCACCUAGGGCUUGGGAAAGCCCACCUUUAGGACCCAUCCGCCUCAUCCUCCAGGCAAAGAACUGAACAAGUCAAAACACUGACAUUUGAAGUGGCGGGCUUGAAGGAGCAGAUUGCAGCCUAGUAGUCUUAGAUUGCGGCCCAAAAUAAUUGGAUGAACCAAAUACGUCGCACACUUCAGAUCUCUGGCAUUCAAUUCCCCAACGUUGAACUAGCUCCAAAAACGACCUCUCAGCCCUCUGCCAUAGCAGCUACGACCUCCUAACCCCCUAACACAGCAACAAUACCACCAACCGGCGAUUGUGACGUCGUAGACUUCUUUUUUUAGUUUUGUUUUAAAUUGUUUUCAAAUUUAAAAAUACAU
Pyrus x bretschneideri (Chinese white pear) is the source of this 1791-nucleotide messenger RNA. RefSeq lists its product as uncharacterized. The record is from RefSeq and is a predicted model, not a curated record. The coding region runs from base 928 to 1320 and encodes 130 amino acids. The transcript is spliced from 4 exons. Lineage: Eukaryota; Viridiplantae; Streptophyta; Magnoliopsida; Rosales; Rosaceae.